Molecule: messenger RNA, 1999 nt
Organism: Ictalurus punctatus (channel catfish)
Lineage: Eukaryota; Metazoa; Chordata; Actinopteri; Siluriformes; Ictaluridae
Gene: slc15a5
Product: solute carrier family 15 member 5
Exons: 9
Coding region: 7-1716 (569 amino acids)
Biological process (GO): transmembrane transport
Cellular component (GO): membrane
Molecular function (GO): transmembrane transporter activity
Source: RefSeq, a predicted model, not a curated record
AGCACCAUGGUAGCCUUGAAUGUUGCCGGCCUUCAUGAUGAUCGUCUGCUAAAGAAAAUCUCUACCACUUGCCACCUGAGUGGGAAGGUUACCCCACGUAAGCCCCGAAAGCCUCAGAAGAAAGUGAAGGCGAUUAUCUGUGUUCUUUUUGUGGAGUUAUUUGAGAGGUUCACUUUUCUUGGGAUUGUGUGUAAUAUGAUCCUCUUUUGCACCAUCAAAUUGGGAUAUGACAAUUACCAAGCAGCCACAGUAAACCUGUGUUUUGUGGGAGCCAGUAUACUCACACCUGUUCUCGCUGGAUGGUUUGCAGAGACAUGUUUGGGAAGGAAAAAAGUUUUCUACCUUUGUGCUCUACUUCAUUUCUUUGGCACAGCACUGCUCCCUGUAGUUGCAUUUCCAUUUGACGAUUUCUACAUGGACACACACAAUAUUAUACAUCACCUUGAGCCGCAGAUACAACAUAUUCUCUUCUACACAGGGCUGCUGGCUGCUGCUUUUGGUAUUGGGGGGAUACGUGCUAUCCUUUGCCCAUUGGGAGUCAAUAACCUUCAAGGUUAUAAUCAAAAGAAGAUACUAUCCUUUUUCAACUGGAUCUACUGGUUAGUCAAUCUGAAUUCUACAGUCAUCUUUUUGGGGAUUGCCUAUAUUCAGCAAUCUGUUGGCAAAAACCUGGGCUUUCUCAUUCCCUUCACUUCCGUUCUCUUGGGUCUCAUUGGAAUACAUAUGGCAUUCAGCAAUCUUAUCCUACACCCCAAGAAAGGUAGUUCAUUGCUGACCACAGUGGGUGUGUUUCUCAAUGCUUUACAAAUGUGCUGUCUCCGUUAUCGUCAUUUGAGUGGAGAUGUGAGUGACUGGCUUGAUCGUGCCAAAGAGAACAAUGGAGGAUGCUACAGUGAGACCAAAGUAGAAAAUGUUAAGAUUCUGGUUAAGCUUUUUCCACUUUUUGGUCUGCAAUUACUCUACCGGGCUUGUAUAACCCAGAUUCCAUCAGGAUACUUUCUCCAGACGAUGCAUUCAAGCCUCAACCUUAAUGGUAUCAUGCUGCCAAUAGCAGCUAUGAAUGUAAUCAGUAUUUUGCCGCUGCUAAUUUUAGCACCGCUACUGGAAUUUGUCAGCACCUGUUACCAGUAUUUAAAGAAAACACCUCCCUCCCCAGUCAAACUCAUAAUAAUCGGCCAUGCGUGUGCAGCUCUGUCUGCACUAAUUGCAGGUAUUUCUGAAAUUCACAGAAAGCACUAUCCUCAGAUGGAUCAGACCCUCUCAGGAACAGUGCUUCAAGUGUCAUCAAUGCCCUGCAUUCAUCUUGCACCUCAGUACAUCUUACUGGGUGUGGCGGAGGCCUUUGUCACACCAGCAUGCUCCCUUAUCUCUUUCUGUCUGACUCCCAGCAACCUCAGAGGGAUCUCCCUACAAUUCCUUACUCUCUCCUAUGGAGGAGGAUGUUUUCUGGGUGCUCUAAUGACUCAGUUCUUUUACUUGGUGUCUGGAGGAAGCUUUUAUCCAAAUAUAUUAAACAAUGGCCAUAUGGAGAGAUUUUUUCUUACUUUAGCAAUAUUGAUGGCCAUAAACACCCUGAUAUUGUGGAAAAUAUCUCACAGGUACACAGAUCUGAGUGUUGAAUUGCAUACAAGAGUGAGACAAAGUCGACUGGCGGAAAAGCUUCUACAGUAUAAAGCCUGUUUCAGAUAUUAUACACUGGAACCUCAACAUCCAUAGAGUCUAUUAUUUAACUUCUGCAUGGUGUUCAAUACCUUAUUGCAUGUUUUACUGUACUACAUGGAUUUAGCAAAGUAUUGCUGCAUUAUGUUUAUUUUAAAAAAAUCAUUGUGGCGCUGGCGUUACACACAAUAUUUUAUAGAAGUAUGUGCUUCAAACGUGUUUUCUCCCACAAAUAUGCCUCAUCAAGCUGUGAAACUGUUUAUUAUUGUUUUAACUUAAUGAAAUUGUUGGUGCUACGAAUCCCUUAAUGUGAAUGAACCACCAUUGGCGGCAUACAAUA